Molecule: messenger RNA, 2077 nt
Organism: Ceratina calcarata
Lineage: Eukaryota; Metazoa; Arthropoda; Insecta; Hymenoptera; Apidae
Product: glucose dehydrogenase [FAD, quinone]
Exons: 2
Coding region: 36-1988 (650 amino acids)
Molecular function (GO): oxidoreductase activity, acting on CH-OH group of donors; flavin adenine dinucleotide binding
Source: RefSeq, a predicted model, not a curated record
UCUUGUCCCACUUGAAAACCCAACCAGUGGCGGCGAUGUGUUCUAUAUCGGCCUGCGUCCUCCCUUUCGUAAUUUUCCUCCUCGUUCCCGGUCCGAGCACGGCUCAGCAGUCACGAUUUAGCAACGGGCAAAGGAGAUACGCGAACCUGUACGGUUACACGAAUUUCAAUACGACGGGCACGGAAAACCUGAUCGACGUGGUGAUAGGCGGGCUGAAUUUCCUCCGCGCUAACGAGCAGUUUCAGGAAAAUGCUCAACCCGACGUGACCCCGAAGCAUCGAUCGAAAUACGAUUUUAUAGUGAUCGGCGCAGGAACUGCAGGAGCGACGAUAGCGUCCAGGUUGAGCGAGAUCGAGGACGUAAGCGUGCUCCUGAUCGAGGCUGGACCAGAAGAGACUCUUCUCAUGGACGUGCCCAUACUGGCGAACUUUUUACAAGGCGUGGAAUCGAUCGACUGGAUGUACGAGACGGAGCCGUCCGAGAAAUACUGCCGGGGGAUGAAGGGUCACAAAUGCAAAUGGCCCAGAGGCAAAGUGAUGGGCGGUAGCAGCGCCCUGAAUUACAUGAUAGCCACCAGAGGAAACUGGCGGGACUACGACCGUUGGGCCGAGCUCGGUAACGACGGAUGGGCGUUCAAAGACGUAAUGGAUUAUUUCAAAAAAUUAGAGAACGUAGAAAUUCCCGAACUGAGGAAGGACGAGAAGCACCGCGGGACGAACGGCCCGGUCUCGGUGGAUAACCCGCCGUUUCGAUCGCCGAUGGUGGACGCGUUCCUCGAAGGCGGUAAAGAACUGGGUUAUCCGUUAGUCGAUUAUAACGGAGAGAAGCAAAUCGGAUUUUCGUAUAUACAGUCGACCAUGCACCGAGGGUAUCGCAUGACCAGCAACCGGGCUUACCUCGUUGGUAAAAAACGGAGGAACCUCCACGUGACCAAGAUGAGUAUGGUGCACAGGAUAUUGUUCGACAAACAGACCAAACGAGCGAUCGGAGUACUGUUCGUGAAGAACAACCGAAUGUACAAAAUCUACGCGGACAAGGAAGUGAUCCUGAGCGCGGGUGCAAUCGGAUCGCCGCAGUUACUGAUGCUGUCCGGAAUAGGACCCGCGGAGCACUUGAGAGAACUCGGCAUUGACGUGAUAAGAGAUGCGAGGGUGGGCGACAACUUGAUGGAUCAUAUAGCUUAUGGUGGACUGACGUUCCUACUCGAUCAACCGAUGUCUAUAACUACUUUUGAUCUGCUGAACGUUCUCAAGCCAUAUUUACGAGAUUUCCUGAUGGACCGGAAAGGUCCGGCGACCACCAGUGGCGGUUGCGAGGGAAUCGCUUUCGUCGACGUCGACGAUCCGAAAAAUAGAGACGGAUCUCCGAACAUGGAAUUACUGACUCUGGCCAAUUCGAUCCACGGGAUCGGUAUGUUGUACGAUAAUUUCGGACUCGACCAGGAGAUCAGGGAUAAAUUUUCCUGGAUACAGAACGUAUACUCGUGGGGAGUGUUUCCUAUGAUACUGCGUCCAAAGAGUCGCGGUUGGUUAAGACUGAGAUCGAAAGACGUAAACGUGCAUCCGAAGAUAGUCGCUAAUUACUUGAGUCACCCGGACGACGUUAGGGUUUUGGUGAAAGGCAUCAGAAUGGCUAUUCAAGUUGCUAAUACGGAAGCUAUGAGGAAAAUGGGUUUACGGUUUUAUAAUAGGACUGUGUCCGAGUGCGAGAAGUAUCCGUUCGAUUCGGAUAGUUAUUGGGAGUGCAAUUUGAGGACGGAGACAUUGACUAUUUACCAUUAUAGUGGCACUUGUAAAAUGGGACCGGAGAGCGACAGUACUGCCGUAGUCGAUCCGACUUUGAAGGUAAUCGGCAUCAAGGGACUGAGAGUGGCUGAUGCUUCUAUAAUGCCGGAAAUUAUUUCUGCCCAUCCGAAUAUUCCGAUAUUCAUGAUCGCGGAGAAAUUGUCAGACAUGGUUAAAAGAGAGUGGGGAUACCUAAACGACUGAGUAUCGCAAUUUAAAAUCCUAUUAGAAGCAAUGAAUUUAAUUAUACUUAACUAAUUAAUUAGGCAAUUCUAAUUUUAUAUUAGAAUAUG